Molecule: messenger RNA, 5501 nt
Organism: Vitrella brassicaformis
Lineage: Eukaryota; Vitrellaceae
Source: the annotation of a GenBank genome assembly
UCACGACGGUGUGCGCCUGUGGCAGACCAAAUAGCGGUACAGCGGCCAUAGGACGUCCAGAGAAAGACAAGACAUGCGCUCUUUCCUUCAGCAAUCAUGCUCUCUUCUGUUUAUCUUACCGUGAGUGUGAAUAUCGUUCCACACGUGAAAGCCAUGGUCAUUUGUAUGUGUCUCCUUUGCGGGCCGUGUCUCUUUUGCGGUGACUCUGUACGAUCGAUGCAUGCGCCACUUGCCGUCCCGUUCACCAUCUGGUGGGCUCGUGUGGCUUGCAGGCGACAGCCGAAGAGCCAUUGGAUAGCCGGUGUCCUGUCGUAUCGCAGCGGGUAUGUCCACAUCAUAGCCUAUGUCGACGUCAACAGUGUACUGGUUCCCCUCUCCGGCUGCCUGCUGUGUUUUUGUGGACUGUGACGAAGCGGAGCUUCGAGCGAUCAACCUCUGUUUGGUCGUGACGCGCGACGGCUUGGUGCCCUUGACUCUGCCUGGCGGCGACUUGACCGCUCUGGGCGGAGCUGUCGCUGUCGAAUGGCCGCGUUCGUACGAAGUCGGUCGUCUCUCGAGCUUCGCGAUUCGUUGCUCCAGCUCUCCCACACGGUCUGUGUCGAUGCUCCUAAGACUCAAAAGCAACGUCUCGAGCUGACGGCAGAAAAAGAUUCAUAUGAUUAAGGGCCAUGUGCAGUUCCCUCCUCUCGUCACCAUUCUGCUGUCUCCAGUCGGCUGAUGGGACAACAGGUCAGGGGGGGUCGGUGCCAACACCGACGUAUGGUCCAUGGCGCACGCUACUGGGUAGCGACUGUAAGGGGAUCGCCGAUCAUCCGCUGGGGCUGCUUUGGAGGUGGGGAUGGAGGGAGCAGGGCUGCUGGAGGGAUGAGAGGACCACGACGCGUCAUCCGUCAGCCUCUCUUGACGCAACUCCGGCCUUUUGCCCCGAACACCUACAGGACCGCUCUUUGCUCGAUUGGCCGCAGUCAUGGCUCGCCUGCCCCCGUCUUUCGUCAUCGGACUGGCGGAUCGGCUCCGCAUAACAGGAACGGCCUUGACUGCCUUGAUGGGAGGCGGCAUAAGUCGCUUCCUGGGCGGCGCUUUGGGCACUCUGAUGCCCCGCUUGGCGUCGGGCCCUUGGUGUGGGGCGGCAAUGAUGUCGCCGGUUUGGUGAGUGUCGUGGGAGGGCCUUGUCCCAACAUCGCCAAAGCUGCUUCGCUCCAUGGGCGAGCUGCCAGGCUGUGUCGUCGUCUGAGAGUCGCGGAAGGCUUUCGUCGGCACGGCCUGUCGAAGCAAUGGAAAAUAUUUAUCUGGGUGGUGCUUGCUGUGGUUGAUUGAUGCACCUGUUGAUGUGACCCGGCUGCUGAUACGGGGGACACCUUUGGGUGGUCCAGCCCAUCCUGUUGCAUACGCAAUGAAGUCCCGUCGACUGUCUCGAUUUCUAUGUGUGUCCCGCCGUGUGGCGUGCGUCCAUCGUGGCUCACGCACCUUGUUUGGCUGCUGCUGGUGGGGCGACUCAGCGGCCUGCCGUGCAGCGAUGCCCUCGGCGAUGGCAGCCAGCUGCCUGAUAGCCGCUUGCAUCUCGAGUACGCAGCCCUUCCACUGUUCAAAUUGCCGCUCCUGCCUCUCCAUGGCAUCCUGGCGCUCCCUCAGCGUGUCGAGGAUCAUGUCACUGCCCGCUGGCAGGGGAGACACGGUGGAGGGAUGCACCGACGGGGCCGACCUGUCUGGGCUGCCUGCCGUCGACGACGGCUGGCGAGACAGAUGCGCCAACUCCAUCAGUACUUGUUGCUGCCAUGCCGCCAUCCUGGCCUCGAUGAUGCGAUUGACCUCCUCACGCUGCCGGGGGGUCUGAACAGAAAAGAGGGGACAUCAUGCAUGGAUCCAUGCGGACGCGUGGCGCGCUUACAAGACUCGAGAGGCAAUCCACAGGUGUCCGGGCCUCGGUUUCUGAUGGUUGUGUCAUCUCCUGCUUAUUGUUAUUGUUCUCUCCCGUCUCGUCGCCGCCCCUGGCUGCCCGCUGCGAGAGACUGGAUGCGCUUGAUGUGGCAGAGGCAGAGCGGAUAGCAGCCGCCGCCGGCAGAUGUGCAUUGUCAUUGUGGGCGUCAGAAGGGAUGAUACGGAUGGUGCAGCGAGGCCGUGGCUCCCUCUCUCUCUCCUUGCUCCCCUCGGUGCGAUCAUAGGAGCUCAAUCGGUCCACAGCUGGAGACGGCAGAGGCUCAGCUCUGAACGGCAGAUGAAGUGGCGUUCCCAUUCCCUGUUGCUCAGCCGGGCCAGUCGUGACAGCUUGUGGUGGUGGGCUGGCUGUUGCCGAAAGAGGUGCCAAAGGACACCGCACAGCUGGCUGGUGUGGCGACAGCACAUGGAGGAGGGAGGAAGAGGACGAAUGGAGCAGUGGUGGGGAGAGGGGUGGCACUGCUGGCUGGUGCAGCACCACGUCGACUGUCAGACCCUGGCGGCCUCUCCUACGGCGCUUGUGCUCGUAGCCGCUGCGGUGGGCUGACGGGGAGGCCUCCCGCCGUCUGCUCGGACGCUCAUCUGUCUUCGAGGAAGGGGAUGGCUCUUUGACUCGUACAUCGCCAUGCUCCGUUGGAUAAACUUGUACAGAAGGCAGGUAAGGGCUGUUCUCAUGUUCGCGCCGUUGUGGAUACCACAUCCUGCUCUUCUCUCGUCUCAAGCUGAUUCCUUUCGACUCGUCAGCCUCCCGCAUUCGCUGCGAUCGGUGACGAGGCGACAGGGACGUAGAAUUGCCAGCCUCCUGUCUCUCGUGCCUGCGCAUAUAAUCUGAGUCACCUCGAUCUGUCCCAGGGCUGCGGUUAUCAGUGUGCCGCCUUCUCUUCCUCGAUCGCUUCAGGUCGCUCGCAUCCCUUGCGGCAACAGCUGCCGCAGGGGGACUCGACGACCGUCGUCUGCGAUCAUGUGAAGGCACUGGCUGUCUGCUGGCUCUCCGCCCUCGGUUUCUUUGAUCCCUCCCAUUGCGAUGCCGACUUGCCGCAGCAGCCCCCUGAUGCUCUUCCAAGCUCUCAAUCGCCGACUCAAAUGAGUCUUUCGGCCUCAGGUUAGGGAAGCAGCGGCUUCUCCUGGCCUGGCUUUGUAUUGUCUGAUGGUCGUCCGAGUGGCGGAUCCGCCCCAUCGGCGACCUGGAUGAGUUGCUGCCUUCAUCAUCCACUUCAGCUUCCGCUGUGCUGACGUGUGUGGCGGCCGAAUCAGCUGUGGACGAGAAGUUGCCGUCGCGGCGGUCGUGCGCAUUCCCUCUGUCUGAACUCCCCUCGUCAUCUUCAUGAUGGUACCUCUCCAUCUCUUCCUCUCUGCGAUCGCGAGCCGGACUGAAUUGUGGCAUUGGAAAGAAGCCAUCCGAGUCCCAGUCUUCCUCGAAUUCAGUGUCCCGGUCUGACGAGACAUAGCUUUUCCUCAUGUCGCCCAUUUUGGCGUACUUCUUGUCUAGUGCGUCUUGGUCGUCGAACUCAUACAGCUCCCAGUUCGUGCAAAAGGAUGCGUCCUCCUCGCGUCGAAAAGGCACGGCUGCCGCUGCCGCUGCUGCAGCUGCAGCUGCAGCUGCAUUUGGCGAUGGUGCCCGUUUCUCUUUCUCCUUUCUGCGGUGACCAGUCCCGUCUCUCGCGUCCUUGCCCCUUCCCGCCCUAUCAUCCUUCCUCCUGUCCCUGGUCCGAUCCAACAUGCCGUCUCCAUCGCUGUGUCUCCGGCCGGUGUCUUUCUCCUCUUCCAUCUGACGCGACUUGGGGGAGGUCCGUCUGCCACGACUGCAACGAACCUGCCUGUGGUCGUCGUUGUCUUCCCUUUCUUCCCGACUCGCUCGUGUGGAGCCCCUUCGCGUCGGCUGCUGGUGUCUCCGGCCGGCAGGAUCAAGAGAUACCUCAUUUGCCGGUGCUCGUGCUUGCUUUGGCGUGCUAAGGCUGGAUGGGGCCACAUCGGCUUCUCUGGUGGCCGGCACAGUAACGGAGGACCGCUUUCUCGCAACAUGUGUUGGCCCUGGUGGCUGAACCCGCUCCUCCGAGGGUGAGAAGCAAAGGCGCAGAUCUCGCGAGCCAAUCAGAUUGCCCGCCGAGAGGUGGGUCCUAAAUCGCUGCGCCUCUGAUUUGGCGAGAUUGAGCUCUUCAGAAGGCUCCCCGUUAGUCUGCUGCGAGUAGGAUAAUUGGUCGAUGGCGGGUUGCGCUGGGUGGACCUUGGUGCGAAAGCCGCUGCUGCGCCUUCUUGCCCAUGCCAGCUGCUCUGAUGGCAGGGCAAGCGAGGCAGGGGGCGGUGCACUGCUUCGCCGAUGCCCCAUGCCCUUGGCGUCCCUGAGUUGCUGCGAUGAAGCGAUUGGGGCGUCCAAAUGUCCCAAAUCCAACGUAGGUGCUGGUGUUUUGCUGAACGAGGGCAUGUCUGGCUCGCUAGACCGGUGACUGGCGAAUAGCUGGAACGUGUCGCCUGUCCUCAAAGGCGCAAGCACGUGCAUGUCGGGUCGCAUGUCGGGAGUUGACCGGCGCCGGUAUGCCUCAUCGUCUGGAAAGAAAUCGCCGGCCGCCCAGCCAUCCGAUGGAUGCGUGACAACAAGUGGCACAGCGAACGACUGCGGUCGGUCAGCUCUCGCUGGCAAGUCGUCCUUGAAGCUGAUAAACUGCGGUCUGUCCCUUUCCUCGUCCUUGCUCUUCAUGUGUGGCGGUAUGUCUCCCUCACUGCCCUGACGAUCGAAUGUCAUCGAUCGGCUGGAGAUCGAGUCCGAUGGCUGCGACUUGAAGGACAGAAUGGGGGCAAUGGCGUUGUCGGAAGUCGCAUUCUCCAUCGUAUCAGCUAGCAUAGGCUUCAUGUCUCUGUCCUUGGGCAUGGUUGGGCUGAGGGGCACUGGAGGAGACGGAAAAAACGGCGUGAUGGCACGAUCACUGCCGUUUUCGAUGUCCAGCCGUUUCGCCGUCUCAAGCCGAUGAAUCUGGAGUCGAACGUUGAGUGCUUCGCAGAGGGACGAGAGCGCGGCCGCCUCAUCAGCUGUGCCAUCUUCCACUGUCACUUCCAGCUCCUCGAGGGGCGGCGUGGAGGAAGCGGCAGUGCUCGUUGUACUCGCUGCUCUUCUGGGCACGGCACAUCAGACACCAACAGGAGAAAAAAGUAGCAGGAAUAUAAUUUGCUGCGUCUGCUGAGCUCUUCUUUGACCUUUGCAGCCCUUCGAUGAUGGACCGCAAGCCAUCUCUUGACAGCACAUUCCCUCUCAACCGGAGGCAUCUGCAGGGGCCAAGCUACAGCAAGAGUUUGAAACACAUGUACGUAAGAUACCUGAGGGGACAUGCGACAUCGGAAAUGCCACCCAGUUGACGUUCUUUCUGGUGAUGUCCGAUGGGGGUGCCUUGAUCCCCCCCAUGUCGUCCGCAAAGAGCAGCAAUUCCUUGAUCCGUGAUGCUGGGGGCACAUGUAUCGAUCACACUUUGCUGCACAGUCGCCAUGUCUCCGUUUUACGUACGCAUUGUUUGUGAGGUCCAGCUCCUCAAGACCAGAACCACAUAGAGCUGCAGCCAAAGCUUCAGCACCUGCAU